AUGGAAGCAGUACAAGAGGCCACGGCGGAGGUCGUAGAGGUUCUUGGGCUAGGUCAUCGCUGGGGACGACUCACUGUCCCAAGCUAUGUUACAGUUUCUAAAGAGGGUCAUUGUCCCAAUAUUGGUACUGUGGGCCGUGGGUCGAUGACGGAACGACUCAGGUCUAAUGGGGCUGAGAUUUUUAGGGGAAUUACUGGAGUUACCCCUAAUGUGGCUGAAUAUCGAAUUGAGUCCACAGAGCGGAUAAUGGAUGACCUCAACUGCACCUCAGAGCAGAAAUUAAAAGGUGCAGUGUGGUUGUUUCGAGAUGAAGCCUAUCAGUGGUGGCUUACAAUUAAAGAGGGCAUUCAGCCUAAUCGAGAGUUUCUGAAUUUGACCCAAGGGGAUAAGCCAGUAGUAGAAUAUGAGUCUGAGUUUCUACGACUUAGCCGUUAUGCGCGUGGGAUGGUGGCAACAGAAUAUGAGCGCUGUGUUCACUUUGAGGACAAUUUCAAAGAUGAUCUACGAGUUUUGAUUGCUCCAAAAAGGGAGCGAGAUUUUGCUUUAUUGGUGGAAAAGGCAAAAAUCGUCAAGGAUGUGAAGCACGCUGAAUGCCAGAAUCGUAAGACAGAUAGAGCUAGGAGUAAGAAGCCUUGUGCUAUUUGUGGGAGACGGCAUCAGGGCGAGUGUUGGAAACAGAUAGGGGUAUGUCUAAGGUGUGGAUCUUUGGAGCAUUGCAUCAGAGAUUGUCCACGGAGGCCUGAUCAGAUGCAAGCUACUGGUAUGGGUACUGUUCAGCCACCGAGAGGGUUUUAG
Gossypium arboreum is the source of this 795-nucleotide messenger RNA. RefSeq lists its product as uncharacterized. The record is from RefSeq and is a predicted model, not a curated record. The transcript is spliced from 4 exons. Bases 1 to 795 code for a protein of 264 amino acids. NCBI's taxonomy places the organism in Eukaryota, Viridiplantae, Streptophyta, Magnoliopsida, Malvales, Malvaceae.